Messenger RNA from Homarus americanus (American lobster), 682 nucleotides. RefSeq names its product cytochrome b5-related protein-like. NCBI's taxonomy places the organism in Eukaryota, Metazoa, Arthropoda, Malacostraca, Decapoda, Nephropidae. Gene Ontology annotation, molecular function: heme binding. Gene Ontology annotation, cellular component: mitochondrion. Gene Ontology annotation, biological process: lipid metabolic process. The record is from RefSeq and is a predicted model, not a curated record.
GUUUGAAUCGGUGUACUGUAUGGCAACGGCGGUAUGAUGACAUGAAUAACUUGAUAACUUGACCCGGCGCACUUAAAGGAAAAACUUCAGUCAACAACGAGAUAGUGAUGUUGUGUUUGUCGCUGAAGAAAAGCGGAAAUGGCACCUCGACAAGACCUCAAGCAAGAUUCCCACAAAUCCAAAGGGAAUCAGAAUUGGUUAUCACACACAGGCUUCCUGCAUUACCCAACUGGUCGUGAUCAACUCGUCAAAACAACACAUGGAUGGAUGAAUGGCAAGAGGAUUGAUGAUGAUGUGGGUCCAUAUUGGAGAAUACACAACAAGUUAUAUGAUAUGACUGAUUUUAUAGAGAAGCAUCCUGGAGGUCAGGACUGGCUUUUGGCAACUAAAGGAACAGACAUCACUGAGGCCUUUGAAAGUGCUCACAUCGGUACAGCGGCUGAAAAUUUGCUCCACAAGUAUUAUGUUAAUGACAUAUUAACACCCCGUAAUUCCCCGUACACCUUCCACGAAAAUGGAUUUUAUAAAACUUUUAAAAGAAAGGUACAACCAGUUCUGAAAAGGGUUGGUAAGGGACCCACUUUGUACAUGAGGUUCAUACAAGAUUCACUAGCCCUGACCUUUGUGGCACUGAUGAUUGCUAGUGUGAUAACCCAGUCUUAUACUAAAAUCAUAUUUGCAG